UUAAACCGACGAUGAUUCUCCAGGCACUUGCGGCUCGUCUGCAGCGAUAGGAGAAAAGAGGAGAAAGAGAGAACCUCACCUCCUCAAACAGCGAGUGAGGUAGGGGGAGAGAAGAGAGGUAGAAAGCGUCAGAGAGAGAGAGAGAGACAGAUAAAGAGAGAGAGAGAGAGAGAAGAGGCUGUGGAGUAAAGGAAAGAACAACAGCGGCUUGGACCUCCAGCAAGGAGUGUUUAAUUCUCCGCGCUUCAUUGCAAAGUGUCCAAUUUCCACACCGAUUCGACAUGUCAUCGUCCGGUAAAGACAACAGCGGUGCCCAACAUGCCAAUUACGUGGGACCUUACCGUUUGGAGAAGACUCUGGGGAAAGGACAGACAGGGUUGGUCAAGCUGGGGAUCCACUGUGUAACGUGCCAGAAAGUCGCCAUAAAGAUUGUCAACCGUGAGAAACUCAGUGAGUCGGUACUAAUGAAGGUGGAGCGCGAAAUAGCUAUCCUGAAGCUAAUAGAACACCCGCACGUUUUAAAGCUACAUGACGUCUACGAAAAUAAAAAAUACUUGUACCUUGUGCUAGAACAUGUGUCUGGAGGUGAGCUGUUUGAUUACUUGGUGAAGAAAGGCAGGUUAACACCUAAAGAGGCCAGGAAAUUCUUCAGACAAAUCAUGUCUGCCCUGGAUUUUUGCCACAGUCAUUCCAUAUGCCACCGGGAUCUGAAGCCUGAGAACCUGUUGCUCGACGAAAAGAACAACAUCAGGAUAGCAGACUUCGGCAUGGCCUCCCUUCAGGUCGGAGACAGUCUGCUGGAAACCAGCUGCGGAUCUCCACAUUACGCCUGUCCAGAGGUCAUCAGGGGGGAGAAGUAUGACGGGAGGAAAGCAGACGUCUGGAGCUGUGGGGUCAUUCUUUUUGCCCUGUUGGUGGGUGCACUGCCGUUUGAUGACGACAACCUGAGGAAUCUGCUGGAGAAGGUGAAGUUGGGAGUUUUUCACAUGCCACACUUCAUCCCUCCAGACUGUCAGAACCUCCUCCGUGGCAUGAUUGAAGUGGAUGCCACCAAAAGACUAACGUUAGAACAGAUCCAGAAGCACACAUGGUACAUAGCGGGGAAGAACGAACCAGAGCCGGAGCAGCCCGUACCCAGGAAGGUGACCAUCCGCAGCCUCCCGUCUGCAGACGACAUUGACCCCGACGUACUGGACAGCAUGCACUCCCUCGGCUGCUUCAGAGACAAAAACAAACUGCUGAAAGACCUGCUCUCCGAUGAUGACAACCAAGAAAAGAUGAUCUACUUCCUGUUACUGGACCGUAAGGAGAGGUAUCCCAGUCAGGAGGACCAGAACCUUCCCCCUCGCAAUGAGAUCGAUCCCCCAAAGAAGCGCGUGGACUCUCCCAUGUUGAACCGCCACGGCAAGAGGAGACCGGAGAGGAAGUCCAUGGAGGUCCUCAGUGUCACAGACGGGGGCUCGCCCGUACCGGCGAGGAGGGCCAUCGACAUGACGCAGCACGGACAGAGUAUAUCAAUGUACAGAAAAAGCUUGGAUAUUCCUGACGCCGGUGCAAAAUGCAGCAAAGAAGAAAGGUCUCGGUCUAUUAGUGGUGCCUCCUCUGGCCUCUCUACCAGCCCCCUCAGCAGCCCCCGGCCGGUCAGAAAGUUCUGUGUCCCGCCCCAGUCCCCAGACCUGCCCCAGUCCCCGAGCACAAGCCCCUGCCCAUCACCUGAGCCCGCCCCGAAUCGAACGGGGCCUCGCAUGUCCACCCCCAACUCGCUCGCUCCGAGCAGUGAGCCCCCGCCGGCAGCUCUCAAUAAGACGCAGACACUCCCCACCAAGCCCAAAGUUGUGCCGAAGCCCCUGCAAGCCACACUAUCAAACCCGCUCCCCGGAACCUCAGAUCCGGCGUCCGCCGCCAAGUCCGAGCCCUCGACUCCCUGCCAGCUGGCGGCUGCCGCGUUCCCAAACAGCCCCCAGGUGCGGCGCUGCCACUUUGCCGCCGGCCCCCAACUCUCAGUGCCCUUCAAUGGGCCGGUGCCGCUGUCGCCCAUCCGGCUGCACCACUUCCACCCCGUGGUGCCGGCGGCUUCUGCAUUCACUGACCACCCGCCCAAAUCUAUCCCGCUCAUACAGGUCACCCCUCACCCCUCCCCUCGAGGCAGCCCCCUCCCCACCCCCAAGGGCACCCCGGUGCACACUCCCAAGGACAGCCCGGCCGGGACCCCCACCCCCACGCCGCCCCCCAGCCCUUCCAUCGGAGGCAUGCCUUGGAGGACACGCCUCAACUCCAUCAAAAACAGCUUCCUGGGCUCGCCGCGCUUCCACCGCAGGAAACUUCAAGUUCCCACACAAGAGGAAAUGUCCAGCCUCACACCAGAGUCUUCCCCCGAACUUGCCAAGAAAUCCUGGUUUGGUAACUUCAUCAACCUGGAGAAAGAGGAGCAGAUAUUCAUUGUCAUCAAAGACAAGCCUCUCAGCUCCAUCAAGGCCGACAUUGUUCAAGCCUUUCUCUCGGUACGUACUCAAGAGUGUCUUUUUGUUUGUUCUCUUUCUUCUCUUUUCCUCCCCCCUACCCCCCCUCCAUCUGUGUACCUAGGCAGCCCAUUGAGUAACUUCUUUGACGUAAUGAACCAACUUUUUUCAGACGAGAAGAAUGGACAGGGGCCCUACCCCUCUGGCACGCCCACCAAGCACUCCCCCUCGCCCAUUCACGUCCGGAGGCACGAGCCAGAAAAUAAUGACACCAAAUGCCCCGCUGCGGGCCGAAACCGGGUCAGGCUGUCGGUGGCGUCUUUGGGGCCCACGGGAGGAGUCUUAGAACGAGAUGCUAUGUAGUCGAGCUCCCCCGGUAUCACUGUAACACACAGAGAGAGAGUAUUUGUACAUAAUCCUUUGUGGGCCUUCUUUUUGUAUGAAAUGACUUUAUAGAAAUAUAAUAUAUUGAGAGAAUCUAAGUAAUGUUUAUAAAAACGCAUACUGCACCUACACGACAAAUGCGCGCAAGUCCUUCCAUUCCCUUUUUCAUUAUCCCCACCCCACCCACCUUCACACCACCACCAUCCACUCCUCUACCUCAACCAUCCAAUCGCCUGUGACCCUUGCUCCGAUUCUUGGCUCCCUUGCUGAUAACCUGUGUGAUGACCUGACUUGUUUCUGAUACCAGGAAUUAUCCAGAAAACCUAUUAAGCCCCUCCUCCUGCUCCCUGCUCCGUCCGCCUUCCCUCGACCACCCUCCUGCCCUGCCGCCCGCCCCGACCGCCCCCCCACCCCUGAGCAUGCCGGUAGAGAUGGACAUUUGUUGACGGAGGAUGGUUUGUAGAGGUGCGCUGAAGAGAGAGGGGGGCGGGGGGUUCACCAUGGAAACAGACCCCUUCAUCCAGACCUUCAUCUGCCUCCACGUCCCUGCUCCACCUCUGGCAGUAGAAGUAGAUGAAAAUCCCUUUGUGCGUUCCCCCAUCUUAGGAACACACAAACACACACAUAUGUGCACAACUAAUCCUCAGAAAUCCCAAUGAAAGAAAAAAACGCACACUCCCCCCCCCCCCCCGCCCGCCCGCCCGCCCCUUUCCUGUCGAGGAGCAUUCGUCAUACGGAGAUGAGUAUUUUACAAAAAGACACUACACACAAAAAACAUGUGCAUGCUUACAUGCACAGGUCUAGUUUGCACAGAAAACUCUGGGAUGUAUUAACAAGAACACAGACAACAACAGAAAGAAGACACAAAGUGACUGAUGAGGAGGAGAGAAGGGGGGAUGUAGAAAGCCAAAAGGCCGACGCGGACACUUGCUGGAUUGUAUUUGUUUGCUUUUUAAUGUAACUUCUUUGUUAAAACUGGGUUUGAAAUACUAAGUGACUAUGAGACGUAAUACUCUUGCUGCAAAUGGACUGGAAUUGUGAUUUCAGAGAGGAGCAGAACGCUGCAGGGGGAUCGGGGGGGUACGAUGACACGGGGUGGAGGGGAGGGACGAGGGCGGGUAUUUACUUAAAAUGAAUGAUCUAUUCUGUUGUACAGACUGAUAUCAUUUCUUCUGUAUAAAAAUGAAAUAUCUAGUUGUGACACUACGUUUAGAUACCAUGGGCUCAGGUUGCCAAACCUGCGCCUGCUACAUGCUGUUCUUUUAAAUUAUUCCGUGUGUUUUUGUUACACGAUCAUCCAAGUCUUUGUCGGAUUGAACUAAUUAUGAUCAACGCAUUCCUGUUUGUGUUAUUUGCAGCACUUUGUCUUUGGUUUUCCAUUCAUACCUCUCUUCUCUUAGCCUCACUUACCAGCAGUAGAAGUAGACGAACAAAAAAAAAAAUGAUGUGACAAAUGCAAUUGUGGAUAUUUUUGUAUUUCUGUCCUUAUUUAUUCAACGUUUGUUCAUCUUACUGUUUGAUUUCCUAAUUUAUUAUAACUUGGCUAUUUAUAUGAACAAAGCUGUUAGGUCAGUUGAAUGUUAUUUAUUACCCUCUUGUGUGUUCGUAAAUGGGGCAACAUUUGAAGAAAAAAGAAAAUUAACUUUUUUUUUCUUCUUUAGUUUUGGUCUACAUUUAAGAGAUUGUGUGAACAAUCGAGUGACAAAUUCUCUUUUCCCUGACCUCUCUGUGGAGGGAAAGAGAACUUGUGGGAACUCUUGAAAAAGAAAAAAAAAAGCAUUUACCAGUAAUUUAAGAAUGUAGACGUAGCCUCUUUUUGGAGAGGGGAAAAUGCUCUUCUAUUGAUAUUUGUCAGUUUCAUAUUAUUGUGCGUGUAGGCCGGGCCUGAGGAGAAGGACUCUACAGAUCCCAAUCUACUUCUUCUCUUUGUAAAUAUACAGACAGACCGCGGGGGGGUUGAUCGUCUUCUCAACCAUGCUGGGGAUUCCUGCUCAAUGCUUUUAGUCUGUAUUGCUGUGUGCAUGUCGAACAUGAGCUUUUCUUUGCAUGGCUUUAGUAUUCAUGUUCCAUGCCAAACUCACUCCUCUCAGCCUUCAUCGAUUUUCUCUCUCCACAAAAUUGACCUUUUUAAGGUUUUAAAUUUCCUCUUUGCCCCACUUUUUACCCUCAGCUUUUAUUUCUGGCCUUUUUUUUAUUGUCCCUGCUAAUCUUCCCCUACCUCCCCCUCUUAUUUUGUGCACAAAGCUUUGAACGAUGCUUCCGUUACUCUGUACCUCUUUGGAAGGCUUGGAUGUCUGCUCUCUCCACCCGGCGGUAGAAGAGGGACAGUGAGGGGAUAUCGGCGCACAAACAAAAAGCAAUACCCUAUCGUUCACUUUCCGUUGAUUUUAUUUUUUUUAAAUGGGAAGCUAGCAGUACCAAGGACAUCUGAUGAUUCUAAAGGACCAAAGCGGUCUUUUUUUUUUUGCCAGAGCAGGAAACAAACUGACUGAUGUAAUCCCCAUAUGAAAUAACUGUGAGCAUCUUCAGUGCUGAAACAAAUAAACUCAUUAAGUUAUG
This is a messenger RNA of Gasterosteus aculeatus aculeatus (three-spined stickleback), 5402 nucleotides long. The record is from RefSeq and is a predicted model, not a curated record. Lineage: Eukaryota; Metazoa; Chordata; Actinopteri; Perciformes; Gasterosteidae.